AUGAGUAAAGAAAAUAAAAAUGCAAAAAAACCGAAAGACAUUAACUUUUCAACUAAAGCAUUGCACAACUUAGAUAAAAAAAGUGUCCAAAUCGAGAAAUGCGAAAAAGAACGAAAAGAAUUUUCGAAUCUGAUCUUAGAUAAAAAAAGUGACCAAAUCAAGAAAUGCGAAAAAGAACGAAAAGAAUUUUCGAAUCUGAUCUCUUUACCAAUUGAUCCUCUAGAUCAACUGCAAAAAAUACGCGAACGGCAACAUGAUUCAGUGUUAAACCCUUUAAAAAAAUCACAGGCAAUUGUUAGCAACUUAUCGACAGGCAAAACUGAAAAGUUGAUUGAGACAAGAAAUAAUUGUAGAUUGAUACAAAAACAAGAAACCCUUCAAAUAUCACAAAACAAAACUCCACUUUUGCCAUUGAGACCUCCAUCUUCCAAAUUCUCUGGAUUAAAUUAUUCAUCAAAAUCAACAUCAUCUGUCGAAUCUAGCAUCAAAUACUUUGAAAAACUAGCUUCAAAAGUUAUUCCUAUUAAUGAAGAGAAAGAAAAACCCAUGCCAUUAUCAACCGUGCAACCUAAAAUUGAAAGGAGAAAAGUAUUUAGUCUUCCAAAUGCACCGGAUGUCUCGAGUUUUUUUGUUAAUCACGAUUAUUCUGUCGCGUUUUUAAAAAAACCGUCAUCAUACGCAAAAAAAUCAACAAUUGACAAAUCAAACAUUGAAUGCGCAACAGAAUUUGAAGAUAAAAAAAUAUUAAAAACAAUGAAUAAAUCAUUGUCACUUUCAAGUUUGCCUAAAAGCGAAACAAUUCAACAUUCAAUUUCAAGUUUGUCUAAAAGCGAAACAGUUCAACGUUCUAUUUCAAGUUUGCUUAAAAGCGAAACAGUUCAACAUUCUAUUUCAAGUUUGCCUAAAAGCGAAACAGUUCAACAUUCUAUUUCAAGUUUGCCUAAAAACGAAACAGUUCAACAUUCUAUUUCAAGUUUGCCUAAAAACGAAACAGUUCAACAUUCUAUUUCAAGUCUGCCUAAAAACGAAACA
Racocetra persica is the source of this 1032-nucleotide messenger RNA. The record is from the annotation of a GenBank genome assembly. NCBI's taxonomy places the organism in Eukaryota, Fungi, Glomeromycota, Glomeromycetes, Diversisporales, Gigasporaceae.